GGUAAAGGUGUUUGGCGUGCUAAUCCUGGUCGAGUUGGAGAGGCCGUCAAGACGGCCCUCCGGGCUGGGUAUAGACAUAUCGACGGCGCGUGGGUCUAUGGCAACGAAGCUGAAGUCGGUGUCGCGUUAAAGGAGAGUCAAAUACCACGGGAUCAGAUUUGGUUGACCUCCAAGCUCUGGAAUUCUUUCCAUGCACCGGAGGAUAUUGAACCCAAUCUUGACGACUCUCUACGAAAACUAGGGACGAAUUACCUCGAUCUCUACCUUAUUCACUGGCCUGUGGCGUUCAAAAAGGGCACGAGGAAUGAGAUUGACUAUGAUCUGACUGAAAAUCCUUAUCCAACAUGGCAAAAGCUCGAGGAAAUGGUGGAGAAGGGGAAGGUUAGGAACAUAGGAAUUAGCAAUUUCAACAUCCGCAGAAUUCAGAAUCUAACUGCAAACCCGCUCAAAAUCAAGCCUGCUGUAAAUCAAGUCGAGCUAAACUAUUGGAAUCCCCAGCCCGAGUUACUCAAGUGGGCCAAAGAUAACAACCUCCUCCUCGAAGCGUAUUCUCCUCUGGGAAGUGCCGAGAAAGUUAAGGAGUCCUUGGAGGUCAAAAAUAUUGCCAAGGAGCUCAACAUUACUCCGGCUCAGGUAUACAUCUCCUGGCAUUUGCAGCGCGGUACCGUCGUUUUGCCGAAGAGCGUUACGCCCUCCCGUAUCGAGGAGAACUUCAAGGUCGUCAUCCUGCCGCAAAAGUCAUUCGAUGAGCUGGAGAAAGCUGCUGCAUCCCAUCCACCUGAGCGUGCUGUGGACCCAAGCAAAGGUUGGGGGAUAGAUAUCUUUGAAUAA
Laccaria bicolor S238N-H82 is the source of this 831-nucleotide messenger RNA. RefSeq lists its product as uncharacterized. Gene Ontology annotation, cellular component: cytosol. Gene Ontology annotation, molecular function: aldose reductase (NADPH) activity. NCBI's taxonomy places the organism in Eukaryota, Fungi, Basidiomycota, Agaricomycetes, Agaricales, Hydnangiaceae. The transcript has 11 exons. The record is from RefSeq and is a predicted model, not a curated record. The annotation marks the transcript as partial.